This is a messenger RNA of Durio zibethinus, 1852 nucleotides long. Its product is annotated as cytochrome c oxidase assembly protein COX11, mitochondrial-like. The record is from RefSeq and is a predicted model, not a curated record. Gene Ontology annotation, cellular component: mitochondrial inner membrane. Gene Ontology annotation, molecular function: copper ion binding. NCBI's taxonomy places the organism in Eukaryota, Viridiplantae, Streptophyta, Magnoliopsida, Malvales, Malvaceae.
CAAACUGAACAUUCCGCUAUUGUUAAGUACCAUUUGUGCAAAUUAACCUUGAUUAUUUCAUUUUUUUUUUGUUACAUUUUCUUUUCCAUCGCACUUUCCCCCUCCAGGCUCAAGCUCUCCUUUCAGUUACCCGCACUUUCAGGCCUUCAGCUUUGCCAGAAACUCGAAGGCAGAGGAUUAAGAAUAGACCCAAAAUUACUCCUGUUUGAGAUCCCAUUUUCAGUGUUUGUCAAUACUCUUUUCAAGGUGCAGAGAUACGUAGGUGGCUAGUAUCAUGUCAUGGUCAAGACUUUCCAGUAAAAUCACUCUCUUGAACUAUACAAAGAAUCUACAAUUUUUGUCUCAUCAAUCAAGGUUUCUUCCUAAUGCUUUAUAUCCGAGUUACAAGUUCUUUAAAGCUUCUACUGGGUGUGGCAACAAUACUUGGGGUUUGAUGCGAAGAUGUGAAUUUAGCACAAGACCUCCAACAAAGUCUUUUGAUUUCCACCCUUAUGGCUCUCGGUGUUUUUGGAGGUUAUCUCCCUUUAGCAUUCAGCGCCACUAUUCCUCACAUGCUUCCAAUGCUUCCAAAGAGCAAAACAGAAAGACUCUUUUGUAUCUUACGGUAUUAGUUUUUGCUAUGGUGGGAAGCAGUUAUGCUGCUGUUCCUUUGUAUCGAAGAUUCUGCCAGGUUACUGGGUUUGGUGGUACUAUCCAACGUCGUGAGAGUGUUGAAGAAAAGAUUGUGCGGCAUGAAAAAGAUGGAACAGUAGCAACAAGGGAGAUAGUAGUCCAAUUCAAUGCUGAUGUGGCGGAUGGAAUGCCCUGGAAAUUUGUUCCAACUCAAAGAGAGGUGAGAGUCAAGCCUGGAGAAAGUGCCCUUGCAUUUUAUACUGCUGAAAACCGAAGCUCAACACCCAUAACAGGUGUCUCUACGUAUAACGUCACCCCUAUGAAGGCUGCAGUUUACUUCAAUAAAAUACAGUGUUUUUGCUUUGAGGAGCAGCGUCUUCUUCCUGGAGAGCAGAUUGACAUGCCUGUUUUCUUCUACAUAGAUCCUGAGUUUGAAACAGAUCCCCGAAUGGAUGGUAUCAACAACCUGAUCUUAUCCUAUACAUUUUUCAAGGUUUCUGAAGAAUAAAAGGGGAAUUAUUUUAGAACAUGAUUCACAUGAGAAUAAACCUGUUAAGUCCAAGGAACCAAAUGAUUUUGUGAAAAGACUAAACAUAGGAUCCCAUUUUCGUAUACAAGGAGAAACAGGAGCCCAUUUUUUGUAUACUGGAAGAACGAUGAGUAGAAACAUUAUUUUGUAGCAUUUUUUGGGUAGUACCUUCUCCUUUCCAACCCUUUUUGGUGGAAUCAAAGCUGUUCUCUUAAAUCUUCUUGUAGUUCUACUGUGGAUUAAUUGCAAAUGUCACUGUUUUUCACUUUCAUUUUUUUUUUCCUACCAUGGAGUUCCCAUGAAAUAGAUUUUUGGAUAAGAGAUUAAGAGGGAAGGGGGAAGUUUGACUUAGAGAUUGAGGAAGCUGCCAGAAAGGAUGAGAAAUAAUGAAGGGACGGGGGGAAUUUCAUGUUGCCAUGCAGCCAUCCCGUAGGAAGAUAAAUUUCUUCUUUAAUGACAUUGUUGUAUUCGUUGUAGCCAUGGCUUGGUUUUGAACGUGGUUGAAUGUUACUGGAGGCUUGGCAUUUUCGUAUGCAAAAUGGUUGAAGUGCAUCUAUAAUUUUGCCAUUUAUGUUAUUUUAUGGGAUCUGUGUAGUUUGAAGAUUUUUUGUUGCUCAAAUCGUGAUCUUAAAACAGACCAUUAAUCUUCAUAUCUUGAUUUUAAAUUGUAUGGGAAGAUAAUAAACCUUGUUGAAUUUGUUAGUGCAUGCC